AUGUCCAACACACCAUACAUUAUUAUUGAUUCUUUUGAGUCUUCUCCUAAAGGUUCUGCGAUUCCUGUUCAAAAUCCUGGAAGGCUUAUCAAACCUGAUCAUCCCAAAAUUCAGGUUGAAAAGAAGCGAAAGAUUACAGAUUCUCCCUUAGAGUCUUCCAAUGAAAUUACUGUUAAUUCCAAUCAUUCCAAGGAAAAAAAGCGAAAGUGUGAAAAAGUUUAUGAAUAUUCAGACAAAUCUGAUGAUGACUUUGAAACUUUCUUCACUAAAGAAAGUUUGAAAACUCAACCUAUCUUCCACUCAUCUAUUGAACAGCAUUGUGCUGAAUCUUUGAAUUACAAGUUGUUACAAUGGAUUGUUCUUAAUCAACAUCCAUUUUCAGUACUUGAAACAAAUUCAUUUUUAAGAUUAAUCUUCACUUUUGACCUGUGUUAUGAGAUUUCAGACC
This is a messenger RNA of Racocetra persica, 448 nucleotides long. The record is from the annotation of a GenBank genome assembly. Lineage: Eukaryota; Fungi; Glomeromycota; Glomeromycetes; Diversisporales; Gigasporaceae.